Molecule: messenger RNA, 852 nt
Organism: Penicillium maclennaniae
Lineage: Eukaryota; Fungi; Ascomycota; Eurotiomycetes; Eurotiales; Aspergillaceae
Product: tudor domain-containing protein
Exons: 4
Coding region: 1-852 (283 amino acids)
Biological process (GO): negative regulation of DNA-templated transcription
Molecular function (GO): DNA-binding transcription factor activity
Source: RefSeq, a predicted model, not a curated record
AUGUCUGACGUGGCUGCCCUAGAGGCAGAGGUGAAGGAGAUCAAGCUCCAGCUUGAAACCGUCGAUGCGAGCUUGCAGGUAGAUCCCGAUAAUUCGGAACUCCUGGGCCUCAAGGCUGAACUUGAAGAAUACAUAACCCUCACCGAAAUUUCCAUUGCUGAACUAAAACCCCCCCGCGACCGCACCCAAGCCAGCCCCGCCUCCGAAGGAGUCAUGGAAAGAUCAUACCCCACCGCCGAGGCCAUCGAAGAGGCACAACCGCCAGCUCCCGCCUCGUAUCGCGUCAAUGAUACCGUGCUGGCCCGCUGGGUGUCUGGCGACGGCUCCUACUAUCCCGCGCGCAUCACAUCCAUCACUGGCUCCUCAAGCAAUCCCAUCUAUCUGGUGUCAUUCAAGUCCUACUCGACCAUGGAGAAUUUGACUUCCAAGGAUAUUCGCCCCGUCGCGGGCAUUGACCGAAAACGUAAGGCUGAUGGAACUCCAGGCAGUUCGGCGUCACCGUCUCCCGCACCGCCGCCGCCCAACGUGAUCUCAGCGGCGGCCGAUAUCAACCCAGCUCUGGCCAGUCAGGCCCGGCAAGAACCCAGCAAAGUUGAAGAUGGUCCGGCCCGGCCCGCCAAGGUGCCACGCAAGGUGAAGGCCAACAAAGAACUCGAGGAGGGAAAGAAUAAAUGGAAGGAUUUUGCGGCCAAGACCAAGACCAAGGGCAAGUUCGGGAAGAAGGAUAGCAUGUUUCGCACGGGUGAUAGUGUCAAUGCACGGGUGGGCUUUACCGGGUCUGGCCAACAGAUGCGCAAGGAUCCGACCCGGACACGUCACAUCUACCAGCAGGCUGAUGAUGAGGGUUAUUAA